This is a messenger RNA of Pocillopora verrucosa, 2739 nucleotides long. RefSeq names its product ubiquitin carboxyl-terminal hydrolase 5. Gene Ontology annotation, biological process: protein deubiquitination. Lineage: Eukaryota; Metazoa; Cnidaria; Anthozoa; Scleractinia; Pocilloporidae. The record is from RefSeq and is a predicted model, not a curated record. Gene Ontology annotation, molecular function: protein binding; cysteine-type deubiquitinase activity; zinc ion binding.
CGUGUUCUUUCAUUUUUCUUUCAAACUUGUGAAAUUUGUUGAAAUAAUUACUGGAAAAUUACGACAACUCUCGUUCUCCUAUGGAAUAUUUAAAGAGCCCAGGUAUCCGUGUUCCAGGAGGUGGAGAUAAGGUUUUCAAAGAUGAAUGUGUGUACUGCUUCGACUCGCCGGAAAGUGAUGGAGGACUCUAUGUUUGUCUUUCUACAUUUCUUGGUUUUUGUGAGGAACAUGUUCAUCUUCAUAUCAGUAAGACCUCUCACAAGGUUUUCUUGCAUUUGAAGAAAGUUAAGAAGGUUCAGAUUGAAACAGAUAGCUCUACAGAUACUCCACCAAAGAAAAAACCUACAAGACUGGCAAUUGGCGUUGAAGGAGGAUUUGAUGUGGAAAAGACAAAGGUGGAAUAUGAUGAGUUCAAUUCAGUCUCAGUGUUGGGGACUGGGGGAGAUCCUCUUGUCAUUCCUCUUCCAAAUGUUGAGAUUCCACUCCAGCUUCAGUUAGCCAUAGCAGGAGUUCUUACUGCUGACUCAUCAGCAUAUAAAGACCAAGUUGCCUCUUGGGAUGGAGAAAAAAGAUUGAAAUCCAAGCAUGCUGAUAAUCUCUUACAACUGGACAAUGGUGUCAAAGUUCCACCAAGAGGCUGGAAGUGUUCAAAAUGUGAUUUAACAGAAAAUUUGUGGAUGAACUUAACUGAUGGUACAAUUUUGUGCGGCAGGAAAUAUUUUGAUGGAUCAGGGGGAAAUAAUCAUGCUGCUGAUUAUUACAAGGAAACAAAAUAUCCAUUAGCUGUUAAACUUGGAACCAUCACUCCUGAUGGAGCAGAUGUGUUUUCUUAUGAUGAGGAUGACAUGGUUGAGGAUCCUAAUCUAGCUCAGCAUCUUGCUCACUUUGGAAUUAACAUUACUCAGAUGGAAAAGACAGACAAGACAAUGGCAGAGUUGGAGAUUGACAUAAACAUGAGGAUAAGAGAGUGGGAUGUUAUACAGGAAUCAGGCAAGAAAUUGACUCCCUUAUGUGGCCCUGGCUACACUGGACUGAAGAAUUUAGGAAAUAGCUGUUACAUGAACUCUGUCCUUCAAGUUCUUUUUACACUUCCGGAGUUUAAACAAAGGUAUGGAGAUCAAUUUGCCACCAUCCUUUUCCAGGCCCCAUCGGAUCCUAGUGGAGACUUCAACACACAGAUGGCGAAGGUUGCUCAUGGAAUCCUUUCUGGGAAAUACGCCACAGCACCACAGGAACACCAGGAAAAAGCAGAGAAACAAACAGAUCAGGAACAAGAUGGUAUUGCACCGCAUAUGUUCAAAACUGUGAUUGGGCGUGGUCACCCCGAGUUCUCCACCAACAGGCAGCAAGACGCGCAAGAGUUCUUUAUGCAUUUACUUUCCGCUAUAGACAGAGCCGAGCGAUCCAACGCAGGGGCCAUCAACCCAGCAGACUCGUUUAGAUAUAAGGUGGAAGAACGGACACAGUGUAUGAAAUCAGGAAAAGUUCGGUAUAACAGCCGAGAGGAUACGUUGUUGUCAUUAUCAAUACCUAUGGAGGCUGUAUUGAAUAAAGAGAAAGUAGCGGCUUACGAGUUAAAACAGAAAGAAGCAGAAGAAAAGAAGGAGAGACUAGACCCAAAUGAAAUUGUUCGACCUAGGAUAGCAAUGUCAGCGUGUAUUGAAGCUUUUGCUGCUCCUGAGAUUGUAGAUGAUUUUUACAGCACCGCAAUUAAAGCAAAAAGCGUUGCGCAAAAAACAACUAGAUUCGCCACGUUUCCUAAUUACCUAAUGGUGCAGAUGAAGAAGUUUACUCUGGCUGAUGACUGGACUCCAAAGAAAUUAGAUGUUUCUGUAGAUAUUUUAGAUGAACUAGACCUGACUCAUCUAAGAGCUACUGGUCUUCAGUCGAACGAAGAAGAACUCCCAGAAGGCGAACAGGCUCCUGCAGCUCCUCAGAUCCAAAUCGAUGAUAGUGUCGUUGCUCAGCUUGUUUCUAUGGGCUUCCACAAAGAAGGUUGUCGGAAGGCUGUCUAUCACACAAAGAACCAAGGUGUAGAACCUGCCAUGAACUGGGUUUUAGAACAUAUGGGUGACCCAGAUUUCACCUCACCACUAGUGCUUCCUGGUAGUCAAGGAUCAAAAGCUGCUGAUGAAGAAUCAUUGGCGAUUAUUACUUCUAUGGGUUUUACUGAGGCACAAGCUAUCAAGGCUUUAAAAGCCACAGACAACAACUUAGAGCGUGCAGCGGAUUGGAUAUUUAGUCAUGCGCAUGAGCUCGACUCUAUGGAAGGAGAAAGUUCUGCUAACCAGGAGACUGGACCCCAGUAUAAUGAUGGACCAGGAAAAUACCGCCUGAUUGCCUUUAUCAGUCACAUGGGUACAUCAACGAUGUGUGGUCAUUAUGUUUGUCACGUGCUUAAGGACGGAAGGUGGGUGAUUUUCAAUGAUCGUAAAGUAGCCCUCUCAGAGAAACCGCCAAAGGAUCUUGGGUAUUUGUAUUUGUACCAACGAGUACAAAGUUAACUCAAUCGUGCGCAGUUUUGUGUUUUUCUGCGCUUCUAAAGUUCUUCAGUGAAGUUUUGCGCCGAGUCAGAACAGAGACGGACGUAGGAAAAUCAUGUUUGCAGUGGAUUUGAAAAGUGAAAGAACACUGGCACGUUGACAGACGCCUUAAAAUGACGUGUUAGACAAAUUUUAAUUUGGAACUAAAAGAACCGUUACGCAUUAGGUUGUUAAUAAAUUUGCUCAUUGUGGAUAA